Molecule: messenger RNA, 2509 nt
Organism: Melopsittacus undulatus (budgerigar)
Lineage: Eukaryota; Metazoa; Chordata; Aves; Psittaciformes; Psittaculidae
Gene: RCC1
Product: regulator of chromosome condensation 1
Exons: 10
Coding region: 67-1338 (423 amino acids)
Cellular component (GO): cytoplasm
Molecular function (GO): guanyl-nucleotide exchange factor activity
Source: RefSeq, a predicted model, not a curated record
CGUUCCGCCCAUGCGCAGUGCGGGCUCGCUUGGCUCCGGUGGCAGCGGAGCGGAGAUCCCAGCACCAUGUCCGCGAAGCGCUCCGGCAGGAAGAAACGGGUGUCGGAGGAGGAUUCUCCUGGGAGGAAGAGGACUAAAGUGAACCACCCCUCCCACGGCUCGCAGCCCGGGCUGGUGCUGGCGAUGGGGCAGGGCGAUCUUGGCCAGCUGGGCCUGGGAGAGGAUGUGAUGGAGAGGAAGUACCCAACGCUGGUGCCCCUGCCGGAGCUGAUCGUGCAGGCAGAAGCUGGGGGGAUGCACACGGUGUGCCUCAGCCACACAGGGAAGAUCUACACCUUUGGCUGCAAUGACGAGGGUGCCCUCGGACGCGACACCUCUGCAGAUGGGUCUGAGAGCAGGCCGGGGCUGGUGGAGCUGGAGGAAAAGGUGGUGCAGGUGUCUGCAGGGGACAGUCACACGGCUGCGCUGACGGAGGACGGCAGGGUUUUCGCCUGGGGCUCUUUCCGGGACAACAAUGGGGUGAUCGGCUUGGUGGAACCCAUGAAGAUCAGCCAUGGCCCUGUGCUGCUCCAGCUCAGUGUCUCCGUCAUUAAAGUUGUCUCAGGGAAUGACCACCUAGUGAUGCUGACAGAGGAUGGUGACCUCUUCACGUGUGGCUGUGGUGACCAGGGCCAGCUGGGGAGAGUGCCACAGCGCUUUGCCAACCGAGGAGGAAGGAGAGGUCUACCACGGUUGCUGGUCCCCCAGUGUGUCCCUGUCAGACGCAAAGGCAACAAAGGCAAAUUGCGUUUCCAGGAUGCCUUUUGUGGGUCUUACUUCACUUUUGCCAUCACAGAGGAGGGACACGUCUAUGGAUUCGGCCUCACUAACUACCAUCAGCUUGGCACCGAGGGCACCGAGCCCUGCUUCUCCCCGCAGAACCUGACGUGCUUCAAGAACUCCACCAAGACCUGGGUCGGCUUCUCGGGAGGGCAGCACCACACAGUGUGCGUUGACUCGGAGGGUAAAGCCUACAGCCUGGGCAGGGCAGAGUACGGCCGCCUGGGCCUCGGGGCUGGGGCACAGGAGAAGAGCAUCCCCACAGUCAUCCCUGAGCUGCCCAGCAUCUCCUCUGUAGCCUGUGGAGCUUCUGUUGGCUACGCUGUCAGCCGUGAUGGCCGAGCAUUCGCCUGGGGCAUGGGCACCAACUACCAGCUGGGCACAGGGGAGGAGGAUGACCUCUGGAGCCCCGCGCAGAUGGUGGGCAAGCAGCUGGAGAACCGCAUGGUGCUGGCCGUGUCCGGUGGUGGGCAGCACGCGGUGCUGCUGGUCAAGGACAAGGAGCACCAGCUCAGCUGAGCCCUGUGGGAUGAUGGGAGCUGCACACGCCCCCCCCCCCCACCUUUCACUAGGGAUUGGUGGUUGGUUUCCAGCUCUGGUGUCCCAGCACUGGCAGUGAGGAGGGCAGGAGGCUCCUGGAGCUGGGAGCAGACUCUGGGGCUGGAGCAAGCCUCUUCAGGGAUGCUCCUGGUUUCUCCCUGUGUGUUAUCUAUCUUCCCACAGUGCCCAGUGCUCUGUCAGCUCCCCUGGGUUGGCUUGGUCCUAAAUUUUUCAAGUUCUUAUGUUUGAAGCUAUUCCUGGCCUGGCAAAGCUGAGGUCCUUGUUCUUCACUAUACAGAAGGAUUUGAGCAUCAGGCUUUCCAUGUUCCAUCCCCGUAACCUAAACAUCUUUUACCUCUCCAGCACGGAUUUGUCUGCUGGCACCCACUGGACCCCUCUCGGCUCAUUCUGGGGGGAGCUCCUUGCCCAGGGGAGCUCUCGUCUCACACCAGUGCUUGGCGGGGACUCACUGCUGGGAGCCUGUGGGGGGGAUGCUGCUGGACAAUCCCGAUCCACACUGUACACCUUGGCUGCUGGGAAAGGGAAGGGGGACUCUGCCUCCCACCCAGCACCACUGACACAGCUGAGCCAACCCCAGUCAGCCAGGCCGGGAUCAGGUUCCCCCUCUCCUUCCUGCCUGGAGCAGCCUCCUCCAGCGCUGCUGUUUGUAGUCCCACUCUUUCCCAUUCCCUUUGGAAACCCAACUAAAUCCAUCCUACGGGUGGGGAUUUGGUUAUUUUAACUUGAUUUCCUCUGUCCUCUGCUGAGAAAGGAGCUGGAUUUGCUGUUAGGGACUUGCUGAGAAGACUGCCAAAGCACAGCUAUGCAUUGAGUCGCUUGAAACAGGGUUCCCUCCCCAUUGCCUCCAGUCUCCAUCCAGCUGGUCUCGUUCCCUCUGCCUGCCCUGCUCCAUCUUCUCUUUUCACGCUGCAUUCCAGGUACCUGGACUGAGAAGAGGGCUCUGCAGAGUUUCGGUUUUCUAUGUUAAGAUACAGCAAUAGGAGGAAGCUGGGGGGGGGGGGGCUGGGGCUUCACCAAUGUGUGAGAGUAGGUUGGGUUUUUUUAAAUAAAUGUAUUUUGGCUGAUUGAAGAAGACAGGGGAAAAGAAAUGUAAUCUUUUGCUAUUUGGAAUAAAACAAGCUUUGAUAAA